Messenger RNA from Danio rerio (zebrafish), 1915 nucleotides. It is a transcript of the gene clk2b, whose product is annotated as CDC-like kinase 2b. NCBI's taxonomy places the organism in Eukaryota, Metazoa, Chordata, Actinopteri, Cypriniformes, Danionidae. Gene Ontology annotation, cellular component: nucleus. The record is from RefSeq and is marked validated. Gene Ontology annotation, molecular function: protein kinase activity; protein serine/threonine kinase activity; ATP binding.
AGUUCGGUUUACGGAGCGGUAAAAUAACGGCAGAACGGAUUUUCUGUGGGACAAACGCACCGGCGUCGCUGCUCAAGCGAUGCCUCACUCUCGGCGGUACCCGUCAUCGGAGCGGACCCGCAGCCGGAGCAGGAGCCGUCACAUGCGGUAUGAGCGGCACCGUCGCAGACGACGCAGCCGAACACGCAGUCGCAGCCGUUCUAUAUCAUCCCGGAGCAGGAGACGCCAUCGGGAGAGACGCCACAGAGACAGCAGCUCCAGGAGAUCCAGCUACCAGCAGCCAUCCGGCGAGCGCAGGAGGAGCAGCAGACGCUACUGUCGGGACGAGCGGGAGGAGUUUGACCGAGACUACACCUUCACAGACGGAUAUUUCAGACACACACGCUCUCGAGAUCACCGUACAGAGAGAGACAGCGGACGCAGACGGAGACGCCGCAGAACCAGGACCAGAACUCGAUCCAGAACACGCUCAUACAGCCAGAGCCGGUCCAUAUCAUCAAAAGCGUGGGCGGUUAAAGACGAUGAGGAGGGUCAUCUGAUCUAUCGGGCCGGUGAUGUGCUGCAGGACAGAUACGAGAUCACACAGACGCUCGGAGAGGGAACCUUCGGGAAAGUGGUGGAGUGUGUGGAUCAUCAGAGGGGAGGCUCUCGCAUCGCUCUAAAGAUCAUUAAGAAUGUGGAGAAAUAUAAAGAAGCAGCCCGACUGGAGAUCAACGUGCUGGAGAAGAUCAACCAGAGAGAUCCAGAAAACAAGAAUCUGUGUGUGCAGAUGUUGGACUGGUUCGAUUAUCACGGCCACAUGUGUCUGAGUUUCGAGCUGCUGGGUCUCAGUACCUUCGACUUCAUGAAGGAGAAUAAUUACCUGCCGUACUCCAUCAGUCAGGUCAGACACAUGGCCUACCAGAUCUGCCUCGCUGUCAAGUUUCUCCAUGACAACAAGCUGACCCACACUGACCUGAAGCCGGAGAACAUCCUGUUUGUGAGCUCAGACUAUAGUGUGCUGUACAACGCAGAGAAGAAGCGUGACGAGCGCUCCGUGAACAGCACUGCAGUGAGGAUUGUGGAUUUCGGCAGCGCCACCUUUGACCACGAGCAUCACAGCAGCAUCGUCUCCACACGACACUACAGAGCGCCAGAGGUCAUUCUGGAGCUGGGCUGGAGUCAGCCGUGUGACGUCUGGAGUAUCGGCUGUAUACUGUUUGAGUUCUACUGCGGAUACACACUCUACCAGACUCAUGACAACAGAGAGCAUCUGGCCAUGAUGGAGCGAAUACAUGGACCUGUUCCUUCCAGAAUGAUACGUAAAACGAGGAAGCAGAAGUACUUCUACAGAGGUCGUCUGGACUGGGAUGAGAGCACGUCAGCGGGCCGAUACGUCAGAGAGAACUGCAGGCCGCUGAGGAGGUAUAUGCUGUGUGAGUCGGAGGAUCAUCAUCAGUUCUUUGAUUUGCUGGAGGGCUUGUUGGAGUACGAGCCGGAGCAGCGUUUGUCUCUCUCCGCUGCGCUCCGGCAUCCCUUCUUCAGUCUCCUCCGAGACACCGAACACUUCAGUGGAGGCCGUGACAUUAGCCGGUGACCUCUGACCUCUGCUGCGGUCACUCAUGGACAGGUGGGUCAGCCAGUAUUGACCUCAGUUAUGAUGAAGAGAAUAUUGAUGAUCGCUCGCUGCUGAUUGGUGGAGAACUAACAGCUCCUCACACCGGAUUGGUCAGCCUGAGUUUGACGGACAGCUUCAGGGGCGGGACGCCUUACGGUUCUCUCGGGAUCAUCAUGGACUAAAAUAGGAUUAUAUUAUUGCACAUGUGACGGUUCUCCAACGUUUUCAGUAUUUAUUUUAUGACUUCUGUUGUUUUGUAUGAGAUGAAUAUCAGUGUGUGUACAGUACAUGUUCUAGAAUAAACCAUGCUUCAUAUGA